AUGGCAAACAUCAGUUCAGCUGGAGAUGUAGCACAGCCGCCGCUUGUAGGCAUAAGGGUAUUUUUCGUUGCCUUAAACGUUUUUCUCUCCAUCAGUUCAACUCUGGCCAAUACUCUUAUCCUAGUUGCCCUUCAUAAAGUGUCGUCUAUUCAUCCACCUACGAAACUCCUCUUUCGAUCUCUGGCGAUCAGUGAUCUUUGUGUCGGCCUAACUUCGCAACUGCUCUUUUGUGUAACCCUUACGGGUAGAAUAACAAACAUAAGAAACAAUCUAUUCUACUACAGCGGUCGAUUAAGUAUUAUUACAAGUUAUGUUCUGUUGAUGGUCUCUGCCUUGACAUCAACUGCAAUAAGUGUGGACAGACUUCUCGCGCUGUUGUUGAGGCUGAGGUACAGACAGACUGUGACAUUGAAGCGCGUCCGAAAGAUUGUAAUUGGCAUUUGGUUUAUUUGUUGUGUAUUAGGCGUAUGGCGACACAGUUCAUGGGGCAAAGAAUUUUCUCGGGUCACAUUCGUUGUUUUUCUUGUACUGUGUUUGAUAAUCUCUCUUCUCUCGUACAUCAAGAUCUAUCUUCUCCUGCGCCAUUAUCAAGAGCAGGUGCAAAACCACUUUCAACAACCAAACAGACCAACGAUGCCAUUAAAUAUGGCAAGAUAUAAAAGGACGGUUCAUGGCAUAGCUUGGGUACAGUUGACAUUGCUUGUUUGUUAUCUCCCCUUCUGUGUUGUGCUCAUGUUACUUUCAUACGACAAAAUACCUGAAAGUGCAUCGGGGAUGGCAGUUCGUCGUUUCACAAUUACGCUUCUUUACCUAAACUCAUCUCUGAACCCAAUCCUUUACUGCUGGAGGAUUAUAGAGGUGAAGGAAGCUGCAAAAGAUACGAUCAGAUCAUUAAACUGUUUUAAGUCCGACUAG
This is a messenger RNA of Pocillopora meandrina, 915 nucleotides long. The record is from the annotation of a GenBank genome assembly. NCBI's taxonomy places the organism in Eukaryota, Metazoa, Cnidaria, Anthozoa, Scleractinia, Pocilloporidae.